UAGCUAACAAUAGUUUGUGUUGCUAACAUUAAUAUUCACCAUCAGCUAUAAUAACUACAGUGUCGUUGUCUGCAUUGUAUUGGUACCUGACUACAUAAAAAUGUGUAUACUUUCAGUAAUUAUUAUAAACUAGCUGCUUCUCUAGAUAUAAGUCCGCUAAAUACCAAACGUUAGCUGCCAGCUGGCUACUUAAUACCGCAAACGCCUAUUUAUAACUGGGAUAGCUCAAUUAACUCAUCUGAAUGGCAUUAAAAUGGAACGUUACCCGGAGAUGGAAGAAGACAUUUUGAGCACAACACUUGCAUACAAAAAAAGCCCCAAGACCUCAAAGAGAACAUCCUUCCAGGAUGAACUACAAGCUGCUAUCACUGCCAGAGCACGUAAGAUGAACACUGAAGAGAGUUACUCUUAUGCUGAUGACUUUGAUGAUGAUGAUGCAUUGGAGCAGCUUCUGAGUCUGAGGAAGAAGAAGAUGGACACUUUCAGAGCGGGAAAAAAGAAAGCGGUGGAAUUUAAGGUGUCCGACGAGGACCAGAAAAGCGCGAAGCCGAAGCGGGUGUCCUUCAUGAAGACCAGACGGAAAGGCUCCCCCACGCCCAGCAGCUCCUCGGACCUGGGGAACGCGGAGAGGGGUGAGACGGAGAGCGGGGUGAGCGGCAGCAGGAGCGGCUCCUCCCAGUCCUCCCGCUCCGACAGGUCCGGGCCCAAGUCCGUGCAGUUCCGCCUGGAGCCGAGCACCUCGGACGGGAGCCGGUCCGCCUCUCCUGGGCCCCCGUCCUCGCAGAGGAGCGAGGAGAGGCAGGAAGUAGUGACCGGCAUGGAGGAGAACUGGGGAGAGGUGGGUAAAGAGAGACAGGAAACACCGACCGAUGGGGAGCGAUGGGAAAAGGCGACGGGCGGAAAGGGGAAGGAAACGGAGACUGACGGACGCAGGCCGGUGGGAACACCCAUUGCGGAGGACAAGGAGGGACUGACGAGAGUGGAGAAGGAAGCACCUGUCCCUCAACCCCGAGAACGAAACGUCAGGAAGAGCCCGCGCUCAGGCAGUCCCCUCAGGGAGGAACGGCCGAAGCCCAGGCCCCGGCAGCGCCCUCCCGGGGAGGGGAGCCAGGCCGAGGAGGAGAGCGCGUUCGGAGGGGAGGUCAGCCGGCCGCCCACCUCCUCCGUCUCCAUCCCCCUGUCCUCGGCCGACAGGGCCAGCAGCGCGUCCUCAGCUGGGGAGAAAGAGGCCUUCAGAGAUCCCAGCCCUCAGAGGACAGAGGAAGACCGGUGUAUCUCCUCCCGGUUCAGUCAGUGUUCAUCAUCAAGAGGACAGCUGUCGGACACUUACAGCAGAUCUACAGACGCGUUGGACGGUUUGCCGGAGCAGGACAAGCAAGGCAGCAAGGACGAAUACAGUUCCACGUCCUUUGAGGUUAACCAGGAGGAUGAUGAGAAAGACUUGAACAGCGGUAACAGCGGACAAAGUCACUCCACAGAUAAAUCACACGAUAACAGCUCUCAAGGCCAGAGCAAGAAGAGGCCUAAAAGUGCCCUGGCUCAGGCUGCGGAGUCUCGAUACCUGGGGGCUUUGAAGGUCCUGGAUGACCUUGAAUCUCAGAUAAAAUCCCAGCCCGAUAUGGCAGACUCUGUCCGGGCCACUGUCUACCAGGAAUGGUUGAAAUCCAAACAGAAAGUAAUAAAGGAAGCAAUUAAAGUUAAAAAGCUGGAGGAACAGUUGAUCGAAGAGAAGAAACAACAGGAGGAAGCUUCCAGAAAAGUGGACGCCAAGUCGUCCUUCGCCGCCUGGAACGAGAAGAAAGCGGAAACGAUAAAAGCGAAGCUAAAAGAGAAGCAGGAAGUGAUGAAAAAACUCCAACAAGAAAUGGAAGAAAAAGCGGAGAAGAAAGAAAUGGCCAAGAAGGCCUUUGAGAAAUGGAAAACGGGGCAAGAUGAGUAUCUUAAAGAGAAAUACAGAAAACAAAAGGAGGCAGAACAGAAGCUGAAGCAGAAGAAGGAGGAGGAGGAAGAGGAACGAAAGAGAAACUGCACGUCCACCCUUUCAGAAUGGAGUCACGUAAAGAAGAAGGACAUCCUUGUGGAAGUAAGGAGGAAACGCAGAGAAGAAAAGAUAAAAGAAGAGGAGGAGAAAUAUAUGAAAGAAGAAAAGGGUAAAAUGGCUUUAGAGAUGUAUGAAAAAUGGCUGAAAAGGAAGGAGCGCCAAGAGAGAAGAGAGCGGACUCAAAGAAAGAUACGCGCAAUUCUCCAAGACGAGCCCCCUCCUCCGUGGAGCCCCCCCAACAAAACCGUACCUUUUGGAAGAUAAUCAUAACCGCUUAUUUUCUCCACUCAGUCGCGUCUGUGUUUUUAUAUCUGUUUUCUCCCUCGCAAGAAAGUCGUAAUUUUACACUGAAUCACACAAUUUAGGCUCAAAUGUAUUGCAUGUGUUUUUGUUUUUUCAUGAUCUACAGUACUGUAAAUGAUUGUGUUUUGCAGAAAAUAUAUUUUUCAUUGUGCAAUUUU
Molecule: messenger RNA, 2502 nt
Organism: Anguilla rostrata (American eel)
Lineage: Eukaryota; Metazoa; Chordata; Actinopteri; Anguilliformes; Anguillidae
Gene: map9
Product: microtubule-associated protein 9
Exons: 14
Coding region: 254-2305 (683 amino acids)
Biological process (GO): regulation of mitotic cytokinesis; mitotic spindle assembly; mitotic cytokinesis
Cellular component (GO): astral microtubule
Molecular function (GO): microtubule binding
Source: RefSeq, a predicted model, not a curated record